Messenger RNA from Tricharina praecox, 345 nucleotides. RefSeq names its product stress responsive A/B barrel domain-containing protein. NCBI's taxonomy places the organism in Eukaryota, Fungi, Ascomycota, Pezizomycetes, Pezizales, Pyronemataceae. The transcript is spliced from 3 exons. The record is from RefSeq and is a predicted model, not a curated record. Bases 1 to 345 code for a protein of 114 amino acids.
AUGGCCAUCAUCCACAUCAUCUUCUUCCGAGUCCCGUCCUCCAUCACCCCAGCCGAGGAAAAAGCACUCUGCGACGGCGUCCUCUCACUGAAAUCCGCCUGCCGCCUUCCGUCGGGGGAGUCGUACAUCCUCAGCAUCACCGGCGGCCGAGACCGGAGCAACGCGAAGUUCCCCUACCAAAAAGGCUUCACACACGCGUUCGUGUUCAAGUUCAAGUCCGUCGCCGAUCGGGACUAUUACAUGGAGGCCGACAGAACGCACAUGGAGUUCUUGAAGGCGGGCGAGAAGUGGAUCAAGGACGAGGAUGUGGCGGUGAUGGACUUUGAGGAGGAGUUAAGUUACUGA